Molecule: messenger RNA, 4655 nt
Organism: Haliotis rufescens (red abalone)
Lineage: Eukaryota; Metazoa; Mollusca; Gastropoda; Lepetellida; Haliotidae
Product: ankyrin repeat and IBR domain-containing protein 1-like
Exons: 24
Coding region: 139-4287 (1382 amino acids)
Biological process (GO): ubiquitin-dependent protein catabolic process; positive regulation of proteasomal ubiquitin-dependent protein catabolic process; protein polyubiquitination
Cellular component (GO): ubiquitin ligase complex; cytoplasm
Molecular function (GO): zinc ion binding; ubiquitin protein ligase activity; ubiquitin conjugating enzyme binding
Source: RefSeq, a predicted model, not a curated record
ACUACUUCCGUCAGGUGCGCGAUGAAGCGGAACAAUAUAUCAUGGAGUCUAGCAUGACUGUGUUUUGGUGUGUGGUGUGAUUUUGUCGACCAGGGCUGUGUCCCUUACGUCCAGACUGCAUGCACGGGACUCAGGAGGAUGGGGAGCGCAUCUUCCAAGUUCCGCAAGCAUCUCCAGAAUGGGGACGAGGUGAUGGCCUUGCAGCUGUAUGGGAACAACAGUGACCUGCGCAAGGCUCUCGACCCCAACUGUUCCUAUGGAGACUCCCACCAGCAUGAGACUCCAUUGCACUACGCUGCCCGGCAUGGCAUGAAGGGAUUACUAAGAAUAUUUUUGGAACGAGGCGGAAAUCCCAAUAAGACCAAUGGCAAGAAGGAGACCUCCCUCCACUGUGUGUGCAUGGAGAAGAGCACCCAGUUCUAUGUGCGACAGCGGAGAGCAGACAGUCUGCUACUUAUUCUUAAGUGGCGAGGGGCGACCCUACAGGAAGGAGAGAUGGAGAAAGCUGACCUUGCCGCCCAAGAUGAGAAGAAGAACACGUCCCUUCACUAUGCUGCAGCAUCUGGUCUCAAGAAAUGUGUAGAGUGGCUGGUUCAUCAUGGUGCUCCUCUGUUCGUUGAAAAUGAUGACAAUUUGACCCCAUGUGACUUGGCAGAGAAAAACGGACACUCAGACAUUGCUCUCUAUCUGGAAUCAAAGAUGGUAUUUUCGACUGAUGGUGUGCCUGAAGAGGAAGAAGAUGAUUUCACCUUGUCACCAAUUGAGGAGUACUCCGGUCUGCGGGCUCAGGACUUGCAGGAAGCUAAGGAUCAGUUGCUGGUGGAGACGGCUGACAUGUUGAGUGUGCCGCUCUUCACAGCAGAGGCCCUGCUCAGGAACCAUGAAUGGUCACGGGAAGCGUUGCUUGAAUCAUGGAUGACCGAUGCUUUCGCUUGCUGUGAGCGAUGCGGAGUUACCCCCCCUGCCACACUGUUCAGUGAGAAGCCCCAAGUUCAGGAACAUCUAGCAAGUCCUCUGCCAAGUCCCAGCAAGUCGGAGCCAGCCAGUCCUGAUACUGAGUGUGAAAUUUGUGCCUGUACUUUUCCCAUUUCUGAUGAACCAGUCCACAUGACGUGUGACCACGACUUUUGCCGAGAAUGCUGGGAAAGAUACCUGAACUUGAAGAUCCAAGAGGGCGACGCCCACCACAUUACCUGCCCAGCAUUUGACUGCACCAUGCUGGUACCUGUAGAUGUGAUAGAGAGUGUUGUGUCCAGAGACAUGGCCCUCAGGUACCUGCAGUUUGAUAUCAAGGCAUUCGUGGACAGCAAUCCGGACAUGAAAUGGUGCCCUUAUCCUGGUUGUGGCCGAGCAGUCAAACUGCCAGACUUGGACAACCAGGCCGCGUCAUCGUCGUCAUCAGGCCCCCAGGGGCGGAUCAAGAUCCCAAGUGACACCUCCCGGGGGGUGGACUGUGGGGCAGGGCAUUACUUCUGUUGGGAGUGUUUGGAGGAUGCCCAUGAACCCUGUAGCUGUGAUAACUGGAAGAAGUGGGCCUUGAAGGUGUCGGAGGUGAAGCCUGAGCAGUGUAAGAAUGCUCCAGGGAAUUCAGUAAAUGGUACGGAGGAGGAGACUGAGACAGCAGCCAACUGCCUGUGGCUGGUGACCAACUCCAAACCCUGCCCCAACUGUAAGUCUCCUAUACAGAAGAAUGAGGGCUGUAACCACAUGAAGUGUUCAAAGUGCAAGCAUGACUUCUGCUGGGUAUGCCUGGAGCAGUGGAAGCGCCACAACUCCAGCACUGGGGGGUAUUUCAAGUGUAAUAGGUACGAAGCCGUGAAGAAAGUGGAGGAGAAGACAGCCCAACUGGUCACAGAGGCUGAGGAGAAGAACACUAAACUACAAGAACUAAAUCGUUUUGUUCACUACUACACAAGAUUCAAGAACCAUGAAAACAGUUACAAGCUUGAAGAACCCCUGUUAAAGACAGCGAAGAAUAAGAUGAUGAAAUUAGCCCAGGCAGUGACUGAUACAGCUACUGCUAACACUGAGACAAAGUUUGUGGAGGAUGCAGUACACCAGCUGCUCAAGGCCAGACUGGUGCUCAAGUGCUCCUAUGUGUAUGGCUACUACUUGGACGGGCCUGGCUAUAAAAAGAUUGUGUUUGAGUUCAUGCAGACUGAGUUGGAGGAGGGUAUUGAGAUUCUUUCCCAGAUGGUGAAUCGUCUGUAUCUGCGCACUCCACGGAAGAAGAUCAUAGACCAGGCACAUAUUGUUCAGCGUAAACGACUUGAGUUCAUCACCGCCAUUUCAAUGGGUCUGGUGCCUCCCGAGACUCCGCCAUCAAUGAGGAAGAAGAAGAGGAAGAAAUACAGCAUGGAAACAGAGGAUGAGGACCUCCGCAAGGCCAUACUAGCCUCCAUACAAGAAGUGGAUCCAGCAAACCCCUGGAUCAAGGACGCUUCAGGCCGACACACCAAUGUCAUGGCCUACCUGGAGUGGCCAGCGGAGGACAGCGAUGAUUCCGACACUGACAUUUCUGUCUCGGCCCUCAGAACAUAUGGCAAAUGUUGUCGACCUGGCUGCAGCCGGCCCCGCGCCCCCAACCCCCGCACUGGGGACAUCCACGACUACUGCAGUCUGAGCUGUCUGAGGCGGGACCAGGAGGAAAAGGUGGAGCAGGAACACCAGGAUGACAUUCCGGAGGUGAUCCUUGAUGAACACAUGGAUCUGCUUCGAGCUCUGGAGAUGUCCCGGCUCCAGUACCUGAGGGAGAGCGGACUCAUUCAUGUGCCGGACACAGAGGAUCACCUUGACCAGCAUAUGGAGAGACUGACCUACAAGAAGUCCCCUGUAGACACCGGUCGACCCCGCUCCAACUCUGAGUCCAUGCCCAAGAAGAAGGGUCUGACCCCUAUGGAGGAGCUGGACCAGGAGCUGCAGAGGGUGCUGGAAAUAUCAUCAACCAUACCUAAAGAGAGUGACUCCGAUGGUGUCCUCAAGGUGGAUGUUCAGAAGGGAGACGGUAAGAUUGGACUGCACAAACGGAAAUGUAGCCAGUCUCAUUUUGACGAGACCACCUCGACGCUUGUCCCGAGGGUGCCUAACAAGAGCGUGGAGGACUUGUAUAGAGGCGAUGGCACAUGGCUCACCAGCCCGCACACUCCGACCUGUGCUUGUGAUAAGUGUGUUGAGAGCCUGGGUGCUUAUGCUGCCCCAGACAACCCUAGAGGAUUCAGUCUUCUCAGCCUUGAAAGCAAUACUUUCGGUGCAAUCAAGGAUCUUUCAGUGUCCAAUAUCCAUGCUACAGAUGAUGAUAAAACCAAAGACUUUCUAUCAAAAGAUUUUGCUGCCCUGUUUCAAAAACAGGAUGGCAGGGCUGCUUGUUCUCAAUCACAAGGUAAUGGUGGCAAGCUUUUUGCAGCGAACACACCUUCUGAAGAUGAUUGCUCUUAUGUGCUGAACAGCCCGUCAUCAGAAAAAUCUGCCUUAUCUACCCAGUUGUGGCGCCCCCGGGCUGCCAUACAAUCAAUAUCAAGUGAUCAGAUUACACCAGUGGAUUACGAAGCUGAUCAUUUAGCACUGAAGACCCCAUCAGACACGUACAGUCAUACAGACGAAAGCAAAGACACACCCGUCUCACCACCAGAAGAUCUGUUCACUGAGGCUGACAUUCAUUCUAACCUGGCUUCAGAACUGGAUGAGAUCAUAGCUUCGGGGUUUGAUGACUUGGUUAAGUCUCCAUCCGAGGCAGAACUGUUAGGUAAUAAGGUGGACCUACCGGAACUCAGCGAGGCGGAUAUUGAGAUUGCAUUGAGUGAGGUGUGCCAGGUGCCGGAAGUGACGCCAGACACCAGUUACGGAGACUCUGGCCAUGUGUCCUUGCUAGAGAUGGCCGAGAACCUGCUUCAGAUGUCGGAAGACAUGCACAUGCAGAUCGAGGACAUUGAUAGGAUGUAUGAGGGUGACAGCAGCGGGGUGGGGGGCGACGAGGAUACGCAUGGGGAGGGUGCAAUGGAGGGAGCAGUGGGGAGGGAGGAUGUAGGGAGCACUGCCCCUGGGGUAGAGACAGACGAAGGUCGGAUGGACCAGGCUGAUGUGUGUUCAGGCAGUGUUGGUUGUCUUGGUGAUGUGAGUGAUGUGCAAGAGGAUUUGUCUGUGACAUCUGGUGACCUUGAAGCUGCUGGUGGCAGCGCUGAUGAUACCGGGAUUGUGAUUGUUGACUCUGUAGUGGAGGAGAAGAAGGAGGAACCAGUUAAGAGGAAGAGUAAGAAGAAGAGGAGGGAGAGACAGUCUUUCUAUGUGUGACGAGGAGUUGGAUCUUGGAUGGAGAUCAGUGAUCAGGAUAUGUUUCUUUGAUAUUUCAAAAGCAAAUACAUGUAAUAAUCAAUGACCGAGAAGUGAUAAACAGACUGAUGGUGUCACGUUGUUAUGAUCAUUUUAUGUACAGGAGUCACUUCAUAUUCUUCACAAAAUAUCUCACUGAACAUGAUUUCCUAGAUACUUUUGCAAACUAGGAUACAAGUGUAAUGUUUAAAUGCAUCCAAAUGAGCUUGUCACACAUAUUUAUCUGGUUUUCUUUUUUGUAUGAUCCCGUUUGACAAUGUUUGAAAAAUCAAAAUGAUUUUAUUCAGGAAGAGCUGUAUUUAUUGUCAUAUACUACUAGAAAAAGUUAA